GGCCAGGCUGAGGCUCUGCGUAGUUAGAAGCCAUAAAAUACAAUAAUUACUUAACCUAGUAACUACGUCUUGAAUAACACAACUACGGAAUGGCGUCAAACCUACCGAGCACGACUGCGGUGAAACCGCUAUCCAUGAUGAAAAAAUUGUCUCCGUUCGUUUACAUCUACGAACCCGAGUCCGUCGUUACACCGGAAACUACCCGCUUGCGAGUCCCGAAGCUGAUCUUCGUUGCAUCGUGGAUGGAUGCACAAGACUUGCACAUUGUCAAGUAUAUCACGCGUUACCAGGCCGUUUAUCCUACCUCCACGAUUGUAUUGGCCAAGUUCGUCCUCAAGGAAUCCGUGUCUCCAUCCCUGUUACGAAACGCUGUCGAACCUGCUUUCACAUACCUUCGGUCCCAGUUAGAUGCCGGUUUUCUAUCCGCAUCACCACGCGAGCCUGAGAUACUCAUGCAUCUAUUUUCGAACGGUGGUUCGACCACUAUACGGACGUUAUACGAAUUAUUCCAAUUUCGAACGGGGCGCCCCUUUCCACUUCAUGCGGCAGUAUACGACUCAUGUCCCGGGAUAUUUUCCUUUUCGACUAUUUACAGCGUUUUGAUUCUCAACUUUCCAAGGGGCUUCCUCCGAUUCAUAGCAACUCCUAUCAUCAUCCUUUUUGUUACCUGCCUUUGGAUCAUACACGCUUUCAGAUUUAUCACUGGCGAGGACUACCUUUCUGCAAACUGGAGAGUUUUCAACGAUCUGGACUUGGUCAAGCAGACGAAUCGUGCGUAUAUAUAUAGCAAAGCCGAUGUCAUGGUAGACUGGAGGCAUGUGGAAAUGCAUGCAAGGCAAGCUGCCGCAGAGGGACUAGACGUGCGUACAGAGGUUUUUGAACAUAGUACACAUGUAUCGCAUAUGAGAACGGAUGGCGAACGAUACUGGAAGAUUGUAACGGAAACAUGGGAAAGGGCUAGAGCAACGUAGUAAUGGGAAAAGUACAUGUUAGAGGUAUGAGUAUAUGUGGGUAUAGCAAGGGUAUACCUACUGGUUAGUAUGAGGCUCUACACUACUGUCUAUGUAAAGGGUAGCCAGCUCCUUCGAGGGAGGUUAGAAGCCCAGGCGUUACUAGAUCUCUACAAUAGACUACAU
Daldinia caldariorum is the source of this 1136-nucleotide messenger RNA. RefSeq lists its product as uncharacterized. Bases 90 to 971 code for a protein of 293 amino acids. The record is from RefSeq and is a predicted model, not a curated record. The transcript has 2 exons. Lineage: Eukaryota; Fungi; Ascomycota; Sordariomycetes; Xylariales; Hypoxylaceae.